UCCAUUUGAACGAUGAGUCUAAAUUGGGAAUGUGGGUAGAGCUCCUUACACGUCAGACUCAUUUAUGGCCUCUAACCAAUUGGAUUUCUUCUUCUUCUUCUUCUCCAAUUCUACUCUCAGUUGCAUUGCUGCAACCCGCGCUCAAUAGGUUUUCGUUGUAAUGCAUCAUCGUUCAUCUCGAGGACUCGGAAUCCGAAGCAUUAGCGCCGCCGGUGAUCGGACAGACUUGCGUAUUGCUGUGGCGAGAGAUUGACGGCGCACCCAUGGGUAUCGUCAUCACUCCUCACCCUCACCCUUCCCCCGCCCUUCGCCUCCUCCAACCUUAUUCUGCCUUCUCUCCUCCGCCGUCUUAUCUUCGAUUACGUCAACCAAUCCUCUCUCACACUCCACCAUUGUUGACUCUCCAUUCUGUCCCCAGCAGGCUUAGGCCGUUUAACUUAAGGUGUUCAUUGAUCAACACGGAAGUCUUGGAAUCUGUAGCAACUGAGGAUGUGUAUGAGGAUAGUGCAUGUCUCGACUCGAAUUCUUCAAUCCCAGUUGUUCAUAUAAAUUCUGAUACCUUAGAGACAGAUGGACUUGAGUUACUAGUUGGUGGUGGCACCUAUGUGGACACAAUUUUGACAGCACUGCCUGUCUUAUCAGAGGAAGAGCAGAAUGCGAUCGCUGCCACUCCUGCUCAUCCAACUGGACUAUAUGCUUUAUAUGGUAGCUGCUUGGCUGGGAAUUUGGUCGAACAGCUGUGGAAUUUUGCUUGGCCUGCUGCCAUUGCAUUGAUUCAUCCUAGUCUUCUUCCUGUGGCGGUCAUGGGCUUCUUUGCAAAGCUUGCAGUAAUUGUUGGAGGACCUUUGGUAGGGAAGCUAAUGGAUCAUUUUCCAAGAGUACCUGCAUAUAAUUGUUUAACUGUUGUUCAGGCAGCUGCUCAGCUGUUAUCUGUUGGAAUGAUAAUCCAAGCCCUUAGAGUCAACCAAACAGCUGCAUCUUCUGUUCUUCUCCAACCUUGGUUUGCUGUACUCGUUAUGGCUUUGGCUGUUGAAAGGCUCUCUGGGUUGGCUCUAGGGGUUGCAAUGGAGCGUGAUUGGGUUGUUUUGUUGGCAGGAACAAAUAGACCAAUUGCUCUUGCUCAAGCAAAUGCAACUUUGAGUAGAAUUGAUCUCAUAUGUGAGAUUGCAGGAGCAUCUUUAUUUGGCAUUUUCUUAUCUAAAUAUGAACCAGUGACAUGCUUAAAACUGGCGGCUAGUUUGAUGAUAUGGUCUUUACCUGUUGUGGUUGUUCUUACCUGGUUAACCAACAAGCUUUCUGCUGGAGUUCUGGACCGUGCUAAAUGUCCACAAACUUGUUCUGCCAAUUCAUCAGUAGAAUCCACUCCAAAUACCGCAAAUUUAUUGGCCACCAGUAUAGAAGCAAUCAAGCAUGGGUGGUCAGAAUACAUUCAGCAGCCUGUUUUGCCUGCAAGCCUUGCUUAUGUGCUACUCUAUUUCAAUGUUGUUCUUACUCCUGGAGGCAUGAUGACUGCAUUUUUAACGCAACAUGGUCUAAAUCCUACUAUUAUUGGAGGGUUCACUGGACUCUCUGCACUUAUGGGUGUUGCAGCAACAUUCAUUUCCACAAAGAUGGUUGAGCGACUUGGCAUGCUUAAGGCUGGAGCAGCUGGCCUUAUUUUUCAUGCUGCACUUCUUACCCUUGCAGUUGGUGUUUACUGGAGUGGAUCUGUGUCUCAGAAAAUUCCAGUUGUAUUCUUCUUAUGUUUGAUUGUUUUGUCUAGAUUGGGGCACAUGUCAUAUAACGUUGUCGGGGCACAGAUUCUACAAACAGGGAUCCCUGCAUCUAAAGUGAAUCUUAUUGGGACAACAGAAGUGGCGGUAGCUAGUUUGUCUGAGUCGGUGAUGCUAGGGGUUGCAAUACUUGCUAACGACGCUUCCCAUUUUGGUUAUCUGGCAUUGCUGUCACUUGCAUCGGUGGUUGGAGCAGCUUCUUUGUACUGCAGAUGGUUGAAGAGUCCCACCGAUGCCCAAAGAAGGCUAUUUUUGUUCGAGCCAUUACCCUCACAAUGUGCAAUGGAGCAAGCAGGAAGGUGAGGAGGUACAGUACGCUUCCCCUGCCACUUUGAUAGUGUCUCAACCAUUCUGCACAAAUGAUAGUAUAUCAUAAAUUAUUCACACCUAAUAUCUGUAAAUACAUGCUAACAUUUUGUAAAGGGCAUCACAUCUUAUUCUUGAUGGCAAAGCCAUUGACUGGUAAUUCAUCAUCAUUUUUGUUGUA
This is a messenger RNA of Salvia splendens (bonfire salvia), 2259 nucleotides long. Its product is annotated as solute carrier family 40 member 3, chloroplastic-like. Gene Ontology annotation, biological process: iron ion transmembrane transport. Lineage: Eukaryota; Viridiplantae; Streptophyta; Magnoliopsida; Lamiales; Lamiaceae. The transcript has 14 exons. Gene Ontology annotation, molecular function: iron ion transmembrane transporter activity. The record is from RefSeq and is a predicted model, not a curated record. Gene Ontology annotation, cellular component: membrane. Bases 264 to 2075 code for a protein of 603 amino acids.